Priapulus caudatus is the source of this 2623-nucleotide messenger RNA. RefSeq names its product protein DBF4 homolog A-like. The record is from RefSeq and is a predicted model, not a curated record. Gene Ontology annotation, cellular component: nucleus; Dbf4-dependent protein kinase complex. Gene Ontology annotation, molecular function: protein serine/threonine kinase activator activity; nucleic acid binding; zinc ion binding. Lineage: Eukaryota; Metazoa; Priapulida; Priapulimorpha; Priapulimorphida; Priapulidae. The transcript has 5 exons. The coding region runs from base 289 to 2457 and encodes 722 amino acids. Gene Ontology annotation, biological process: positive regulation of nuclear cell cycle DNA replication; regulation of cell cycle phase transition.
CUAAUCUCGUGCUGCCGUGUUGUUCAUUACCAAAAACAGACAUCCAUUUUUGCAAGGCGUGAAGGUAUAAUUUUGUGUUUGUCCUCGGUCGUGCAUUAUGCAUGCAGCUUUAGACAUGAAAGUAACGCAAGAUGAACCAUUCGCUACAAAAUACUCGUAGAUAUUAUACUAUAGAUAUCAGCAGCUACUGGCAUAAACACAUUGUACCGACCUAGCUUCCUGCACUCGAGGGAAAUAACACGUACGCGGAUAAAGGUACAAGAAUACCCACCACGUAGAAGAUAUUUAAUGCGUGAGACUGGCAUAAUGACGCGCCAGGCGAUCGUCAGGUCAUCGCGUGACGUAGAGAGGGUCAAGCGGCGACUGUUCUACGUCAAUAAUGGCAUGUUCACGGAAACUUCCUUUUACCUGGAUGUCCGGAGUAGCCGUGAGGCGGCGCUGCUGGAGCGAGGAAUCCGUCAGCUUGGCGGAAGAGUGGAGCGUUUUCUGUGCAAGCAGGUCGGUUACGUCAUUACUGACAAACCAAUCGCGAACGAUUACGAUGACGCCCGAGAUGGUAGUCAUGACAACCGCGCUUCACGUGGCGGACAGUCGGGUCAGCUGAAGGCUAAAUCAGCCACGCGAAGCUCAUCCCGGCAACAUCGGCUGGCCAGUCGAGGACAGGCGCUGCUCGAAAGAAGCCAGGUCAGCGAGAACAAACAUGGCAACUGUGACGUCAUCGCCAAAGCGCGGGCACUCGGCAUAAAGAUCACGAGCGUCGAGGACGUGAAGAAGCUGUUGCGCGAGAACCUUGACGAUGCUCGACGUCAGGCUGACGUCACGGGUCACGCAGAGGUCGACGGCCGCCGCGAGCAGACGAACCGGAUGGACGAGCGGAAGUCGCAGUGCGUCGACGCGAACCCGCUAACGGGAGAGUUCGUAAAGUGCGAGGACGCCGCGGGAACGUGGCGGCCGUUCUAUCGCGAGUUUCCAAACAAGUGGCCGUCUCUGGCUCCCAAGAGGAGGUUCAAUAUGGCGACCGCGAAAAAUUCCGGCGUGAGAGACACAGCUGAGCGGAGAGGAAGCCAAGUGUCUGUAAUACCUAUUGACAAGAGGAAGCAGAGUCAGUCCGGAUAUUGCGAAUGUUGUGAUAGUAACUAUAGCAACUUGGCGUUACAUCUACGCGGAACGAAGCACCGGAAUUUCGCUCAGGUCGAGUCGAACUACGCAUGCGUGGAUAACGUCAUACAUAAAGUUCAAAGCUUUGGCUCAUUUUUGGAAGGUUUACGCGAGAAAAACGGUUACUCCUCUUUUUCCGAUGCCGCCAUAGAAGACGGAAAUUCUCUCGGGAAAUCGUCUGUAGUCGCAGCGAAGUCGGUGAGCGAGGGAAACGAAGCGGGCGGUGCACCUGGGCAGGAGCUCGCAAGGUCUCGACCGAUGGAACUCAAAGAUGGUGGUGUGCCGGCAAGUGUUACAAACGCCACCGAUAAACGUGGCGGAUGUUAUCGAAAAAUCCAGUGGACCGACGGUAAACUUCAAACCAACGAUAACGAUAAUAACGUAACUCGACCACAAGCGAAACAUCCAAUAGAGGACGGCCAGAACAUCUUCUCAAAAGCAAUUGACGCUGCACCGAGUGACAAAAUGGCGGUUAAUUGCGUAUCUGAUGACCAGCUGACCAGAGAUGACCAGCAAACUGGACGCGGUAGGAGUAACGUUGGACGUGCUACUUGUGUAGCAGAUCGCACUACUGACGAUUUUAGACGCGCCAAUGAUCACGUCAUACGCGCUACUGAUGACGCAAUACGAUCUGCCGAUGGCAUUGGAUGUGGUGCUGAUGACGUUGCGCGCGAUAGUUCGAUGUUUGUCGUGAAACCGAGUCGUAGAUGGCCGACUCGCGCAUCCUCAGCUCGGGCGAGACCAGAACUCCGACGCUACACGGCCAACUAUGAUCUGAGGCGACCGUCUAAUCAGGAGAUCAGCGUGUUUGACGUCGAUGAGUCAUCCCACGCGACACGCGACAGUAACUACGACGAAAGUGAUGACGUAUUCGGGGGAGCGAGCAAUGACGUACGUUGUGACGUUAGCGAAACGGACGAUAGCGAGGAGCGCGGCAGAAUUAGCCUCAAUCGCAGACGAACGUUCAACGCGAACACGUCGACGCUACGCCGACGUUUCCGUGACGCAUCCGCCGCGUCAGAGCCUGCGUCAGAGCUUGCGUCCGACCCUUACGUCACCGAUGACGGCAACGAUAGCACUUCUCCGUGGGAGGUCACCAUCGCUGCUCCGGAAGUCCUCCGAUUUAGUCGACUUUCGAGAUUUGGUCACCAGGGAAAAUCCGCCGUCGGGAGUAUAAAAACGACAAGUAAAAGGACGUCCCGAAAGUGGCACUCGCGCUGCGUGGGUGAAUGCAAAAUAUUGCUAACGUUAUGCCAUAAAAAAUCCAAGCUGCAUUCUCCUUCUGAAAUUUUCAAUUGAGAUUCGAAAACAUUUUUACAUUUCAAGUUUUAGAGAGCUUUUUAUUUAACCGACAGUUUUCUCUUCUCGUCGUGAAUGUAUGAUGCGAUCUGUGCGGAAGAUAUGUAGACAGAAAUAGAUGUUUAAAUUUUAAUAUCGAAUAAAGGCAAAUAAUAUAAAUAAAAGA